Molecule: messenger RNA, 2127 nt
Organism: Aspergillus bombycis
Lineage: Eukaryota; Fungi; Ascomycota; Eurotiomycetes; Eurotiales; Aspergillaceae
Product: guanine nucleotide exchange factor VPS9
Exons: 5
Coding region: 1-2127 (708 amino acids)
Biological process (GO): vesicle-mediated transport
Cellular component (GO): cytosol; endocytic vesicle
Molecular function (GO): small GTPase binding; ubiquitin binding; guanyl-nucleotide exchange factor activity
Source: RefSeq, a predicted model, not a curated record
AUGGAAGCAGAUAUGCAGGAUACCCCGCAAGGUGCAGUCACAGAGUCUCUACAUUCUGUAACUACACCCGUUGUCGACCCUCCAAGUGCAAUACCUACCCAACAAGAGUCGCUUCCGGGCCGGAUAAAGGGAUUAACAAUAUCUACAAACACCCUGGAUCGUUCACUGUCGCCGAACACCGAUCAACCCCCUCUCCCACCGGAGAAAGACGACGCAUACCUUAACCAGAAACCUCAGUCUGCGCCCACUUCCCAUUCGUCAACAAAGACAUCCUCUGAAUGGGCUGAAAAGGAACUACCAGAAGUGCCUGAGCGAGGGAAGAAGGCUGAUAAUGGCGGGGUUAGUCGAGAUGAUGUCUCCCAGCCGGAGAUUCAAAGCAUCAUAGAACAAUUCCAGGAUCCAGCGCAUGGCGAUAGUGAGGAGCAGAUAAUGUCACCUCGACUGGAGUUAGCUGAGCAAUUCUUUGGUGGGCAAGGUCACUUUCCUCCUCGACAAUCUAGCCUUGAUCAAAAAAAGGCAGUAGGCGAGGGCGCUCAGGCUUCAAACGUCAAGGUGGGAGCGCCAUCCGCUUCUCCAGAGAAACAACUUGCCUCGAGCUCUACGAGCGUGCACAGGCGAUCACUUGUAGAAGAGCCAGCGCUGACUCGGCGCUCGUCCACAUCGACUUUACCUCCCCCACCAGAACCAGAGCCUGACCAACCUUUCGAUUUUCAUCGGUUCCUGGAACAACUGCGACACCGUACUGCUGACCCGGUGGCGAAGUUCCUACGUUCGUUCCUCCAUGAGUUUGGGAAAAGACAGUGGAUGGUUCAUGAACAAGUUAAGAUCAUCAGCGAUUUCUUAGCUUUCAUCACUAAUAAGAUGGCUAUAUGUGAAGUUUGGCGUGACGUCUCGGACGGCGAGUUUGACAAUGCUAAAGAAGGGAUGGAAAAACUCGUGAUGAACAGACUGUAUUCACAAACAUUUUCCCCGGCUAUUCCUUCCCCGCCCACCAUUCCAAGAAGUACCAGCCGGAGCAAACGAAGAGAAAUGGAGAGACUCCAUGGUCCUUGGAGGCGCGGCCAACACCAGGAAGAUAUUGAGCGGGAUGAGGUGCUGGCUCAGAAGAUCCGUAUCUAUAGUUGGGUAAGAGAGGCGCAUCUUGACAUACCACCAGUAGGCUCUCAUGGCCGUCGCUUUUUAACUCUCGCCCAACAAGAGCUCUCGAAGAUUAACAGCUACCGGGCACCCCGCGAUAAGGUUAUCUGCAUCUUGAACUGCUGCAAAGUCAUCUUCGGUCUACUGAAGAAUUCGAAAUCAUCUGAUACUUCAGCCGACUCAUUCGUACCCCUUCUGAUUUAUGUGGUGCUGCAUGCCAACCCGGAGCACUUGGUCUCUAACAUUCAAUAUAUCCUUCGAUUCCGCAACCAAGACAAACUCGGAGGAGAGGCCGGUUACUACUUGUCCUCACUGUCCGGCGCCAUCCAGUUCAUUGAGACCCUGGACAGAACGAGCUUGACAGUGAGUGACGAAGACUUUGAGCGAAAUGUUGAAGCUGCCGUCUCGGCCAUCGCCCAACAAAAUCGUGAGUCUGAGUCGCUAGAGCCGAAGUCGACCCAACGAUCACAAUCUGCACCAAGGUCUUCCGUGGAUGUCCCACGGGGCCGGAGAGAGGCGACACAAUCCAACGAUGAAGACAACGCUCCAGUAGCUGGACUCCUGCGUACUAUCCAGAAGCCGCUGUCUACCAUUGGAAGAAUUUUCUCUGACGAGCCCGAUUCACCAGAGGAACGACGGACACCGCCAGCGACGAGCUCACCAGUCAGCCCCUCACCACGGCUCAAUCCAAAUGUUUACCAACCACCUCGUAAUAGCGGCGAGGAUCGACGAUCAGGCGAAAGACCCCGCAAUGCAUCACAGCCACGGCGGGCUAGGACUCAUGGUGCACAGGAUGCUGCUGUUCGACAGGCUAGUGCUGAGGACGCCGAGGCACGGAGGAUACAACGUGUUGAGCACAACAAUAUGGUGGAGACGUUGUCAAACAUGUUCCCAAAUUUAGACCGCGACGUCAUUGAUGAUGUUGUCAAGAUGAAAGAGGGGAGGGUUAGGCUAGCAGUAGACGCAUGUCUUGCUCUUAGUGCUGAGUAA